Molecule: messenger RNA, 4890 nt
Organism: Acanthoscelides obtectus
Lineage: Eukaryota; Metazoa; Arthropoda; Insecta; Coleoptera; Chrysomelidae
Source: the annotation of a GenBank genome assembly
CUCGAUAGUUAAUCUCUCUUUUAAUUUUCGUUCAUCUCUAUAUCUGUCUUCUCAACAUGACGAUCUGUGGCAUGACAGAAAAUUUUUGAUUCAUUAGAAUCCGUGUUAGAAUCUACACAUCGGUAUAUAUUUUUGUGAUUGUGGAAAUCCGCUCUCUGCACCCUUAUAUGCAGCAUGUUCAUACUAGUGCCUUUCUGCAUUUUAAACGGAUUGCAUUGAGUAAACAAAUUAGAACUCUUCAGCUUGUCUCCAAUUUUUCUAUCCAGGCGCAUUACGGAAAAACUAUGUCUUUCAACUAUCCAAAAGCAAGAAGGGAUGAAACAGUAGUUGAUGACUAUUUUGGAGUAAAUGUGGCAGAUCCUUACAGAUGGCUUGAAGACCCAGAUUCUGAAGAAACAAAGUCUUUUGUAGAUGCGCAGAAUGAAAUUACAAAACCAUAUUUAGAUGGAUGUAUUUACAAAGAUAAGAUAAAAGAUAAGGUCACUGAGCUGUGGAACUAUCCCAAAUAUUCUGUACCUUUUCGCCAUGGAAAUAAGUAUUACCAAUAUCGAAACACUGGCCUGCAAAACCAAAGUUUAAUUUUUGUUCAAAAAGACCUUGAUGAUGAAGCAGAGGUCUUUUUAGAUCCUAAUAAAUUUUCUGGUGAUGGCACAGUAGCAUUAUCAAAAACAGCUUUCACUGAAGAUGGAAACACUUUUGCAUAUGGCCUCAGUAAUAGUGGUUCUGACUGGUUGGAGAUAAAAUUCAAGGAUGUAAAGACUGGUGAUGAUUAUAAUGAGACUUUGAAGAGAGUCAAGUAUUCACCAAUGACGUGGAUGCAUGAUAACAUUGGUUUUUUUUAUGGGGCCUACUUGGAUCAAACUGGUAAAGCUGAUGGCUCAGAGACCACAAGUAGUGAUAAUCAAAAGUUAUAUUAUCAUACAUUAGGAACUGAUCAGUCACAAGAUAUUGUUGUUGUUGAGUUUGAGGAUUCACAAUUAAGAAUAGGUGCUACUGUUAGCCAUUGUGGUGAAUAUUUAGUAAUCACUCCUACAAAAGGGUGUAAAAAUAACCUUGUUUAUUUUGCCAAGUUUUCUGCAGAUAAUAAAAUCAUCAAGAAAUUGGAGCUAACCCCAGUUGUUACAGAAUUUGUAGCUGAUUAUGAAUAUGUGCAUAAUAUAGGUUCAAAAUUCUUCUUUAGAACAAAUAAGGAUGCAGCAAAUUACAAAAUAAUUGCCAUUGAUUUCAAUGACAUAAAUGGAACACCCUGGACAGACUUGUUGCCAGAACAUUCAAAGGAUGUUUUGGAUUGGGCACAUGUCAUCAAUACUAAUAUGCUUGUUGCAUGUCAUCUUGUGGAUGUGAAAAAUACUUUGGUUAUUCAUGAUUUGGAAACUGGGAAAAAAUUGCAUGAUUUCAAGGUAGAUCUUGGAACAAUUUCAGCUAUUUCUGGCAAGUAUUACCAUCAGCAAAUGUUUUAUAGUUUCUCUUCCUUUCUUACACCAAAUAUCAUCCACAAAGUUGAUUUCAAAGAAGGAAGGAUAAUUGACACAGUAUUUUAUAAAACAAAAGUUGGAGAUUUUGAUCCUUCAUUAUUUGAAAUUAAACAAGUGUUUUACAAGAGCAAGGAUGAUAUUGAAAUACCUAUGUUCAUCAUUCACAAGAAGAACUUGCAGAAAGAUGGGCAAAAACCAUGCUUAUUGUAUGGGUAUGGUGGCUUCAAUAUCAGCUUGACACCUGGUUUCAGUACUUCUCGAUUAGUUUUUAUUAGAAAUUUUGAUGGAAUAUUUGCCACUGCAAACAUUAGAGGGGGUGGAGAGUAUGGAGACAGAUGGCAUAAUGGAGGAAGAUUUGAGAAGAAACAAAAUUGUUUUGAUGAUUUCCAAUGGGCAGCAAAAUAUCUAGUAAAGGAAAAUUAUACAUCAGUAGACAAACUGUCAAUUAUGGGUGGUUCAAAUGGAGGUUUAUUAGUUGCUGCUUGCAUAAAUCAAGCCCCAGAGCUGUUUGGAGCUGCAAUUUGUCAAGUGGGUGUCUUGGACAUGUUACGUUAUCAUAAAUUCACAAUUGGCUAUGCUUGGACUACUGAUUAUGGAUGUUCUGAUGUAAAAGACCAGUUUGAAUAUUUGUAUAAAUACUCACCCUUGCAUAAUAUCAAAGAGCCUAGAGAAGGUCAGUACCCAGCAACUUUAUUGCUUACUGCAGAUCAUGAUGAUCGUGUUGUGCCAUUGCAUUCUUUCAAAUUCAUAGCCGAAUUGCAGAAUAAAAUAGGCAGUCUUUCACAACAGAAAAAUCCACUGAUGAUACGAGUCGAAACAAAAGCUGGUCAUGGAGGUGGAAAGCCAACAUCUAAACUAAUUGAUGAAGUCACUGACUACUUCUGUUUUAUUUCAAGAGCACUAGGGCUAAAGUUUUUGGAUUGAUGCAUGUUUUAUUAUCAGAUUGAUAGAACCCUAAUUUUGUAAUAUUGGUGUCAUUUGUGAUGGAACCUAUUUUCAACUCAAACAUGGAUUAACAAAUCUGUAUAUACAAAAAAAAAAUAAAGCAGAGUUUUAGAACUUACCUUUCAAGCUGCUUGUACAUUUGGAUCUGGUUGUGGCAUUUUUUCUUUGAAAAAGUGUUUAUUAGACCCCACUGCUUUUAUUUGAGGAAACAUGCUGACAAAGUCAGUUUUAAGAUCAAUAAUCUAUUUGAUAGUUGCCAUAACUAGCAUGAUUUAGGCAUAUGAAAGAUAAGGGUUUAAUAGCUACAAAUCGUUUUAAAUUUAAAAAAAAAACUUCUGGGAAAAAUUAUAACGUUUUAUGGAAAGCAUUUUGCUGGUCCAGAAUAACAGUAUCUUUUAGAACAAAGAUAUAUUUCAAAAACAGUUAACCUAUCAUGGGACUGUAAACGUUUUUAUAUAGAGCAUAUUAUGUGGAAUCAAAAAGUGUAAAGCAUUUGCCUCUCCAUUAAAUUAUGAUGGAAAAGAGUAUGUAGAGUUACUUGAUAUUUUUUCUUUCUCAUUUCAUCAACUCUUUAUGGAAGCCAUAAAGGCACCCAAUUUCAACUUGGAUCGCUUAGAUAAGUAAAUAUAUUAUUUUCAUCAGCAACAUAUUAUGUCUUCAUUAUUGUGAGUGAGCAGAUAGUAUCUCUCUCCAGAAAUGUCGUAAUUGGCUUGCUCAUGAAUUCGCAACUCAACUCUCCCCCAUGUUAAUUUAACUUCAUCUGUCGAUAUAACAGAUUAGUACCAUCAUUUGUAAAGGUGCGAUUCCGUACCGCGACAGGGACAACGACUGCGAUCAAGGCUGAGAUCGCUAUCCGAGACUAGUAAUAUAGCAUAGAUACAAAAAAUCUGCCAAUCACAGUGAAAUACUAAAAUACAUUUUUACAUUUACAUUUUUAGAAAUGUAUGAAAAAGUAAUAGGAGCACAACGCAGUUACCUUUUACUACUGUAAAUAUUUUUUUUUUAAUCUGUAUUUUAAUAUUUCACAGUGAAACUGUGACUGCCACAGGUUUUCUGAAUGAGUGCUAUCUCAACAGUCUCGCGAAUGGGUUUCAGGCUUGGUCGCUGUCUCCUAUGCAGGGAAUGGCACCUGAUAGUUUAAAAUUGUCAUGCUUAUAUUUUCACCAUUAUGUUUUGUUACCAAACACCUCAAUAAUAAUAAUAAUUUAUAUUUGUCAAUCUUUUAUUUCCUAGUGAAGGACGUGUAGGUAUGGAUAGUUUUGAGAAUAUAGAAAGCCCAAAUUAUAUAUGUAUUGUUUGAUAAUACAAAAGUAAUAAUUAUUCAAGGGUUCAGUUAGAAUCGUGCCCCUGGUCAGCUUGUAUUGCAGAGUUGAGUCUAUGGCUAACAGUUUGUGAUGCAUGCAUGGACCUUAGAAGUGAGCUGCUUAUGACUGAAAAUUAUGCCAAAAGCCUAACAUAUAACAUAGAAGCCACUUUAUUAAACAUAUGUAUACAUAGGUACAUUGCGUUUCAAAAAGGCCUCCCCACCAGUGUUGUGCGAAAUUUUUUCGAAAGAUUUCAAUAGACAUCAAACCAAAAGGGCAUCAAAUGCUGCUAUUUGAAGAGCUCGGGGUUACACCAAAUCGCAAAUAUUAUUUAAGAAUUUGAUAAAUGAUAGAUUUAGCAUAAAAAUCGGUAGUCCGGUAGAAUACGACUAAAAUCGGUGGAUCUACCGAAAAAUCGGAAGACCUGGUAACACUGCACCGAGGGGUAAACCGGUUGACCAACCCGGACUCCCGGACAGCUAAAUUCACGUGAGACAGUCAAAAUAUAGCCUUAUGCUGUAAAAUGCAAGCGACGUGUAAAAUUGCCAAUUCGAAAAAUAUACACGCUUUUCUUUAGUGUCGUUCCUCAUUUUCUUUUUAAACGGGUUAAGACUCUUUCAAACGAUCCGGAGCGCGGCACACGCCUGUGAUGAAGCGUUUUCAAACGAGGUCGGUGUCGUUCGGCGCUCGGCGCUCCCGUAUUUUAACUGUUCAGUUGAGGCUAGAUAUUGAAAUGAGCACAGCGCGAAAGAAGAAAGUGCUAGCCACGUACUUGCUAUGGAGACGGCGAAUAAGAAGACUCCCAUAGCCCAACGCCACAUCGGGCGUGCGACGCAAACAGGAUCGUGUGACGGGGGCCUUAGCAAGUUGAAAUUUAUUGAAAUAAUGCAUACUAUAUUUUAGCGUAAAAGUUGCAUUUGGACGUUCCGAGAUGUUGGGCGAUAAUUAUAUUGGAAAGAUUUCUUUUAAUGGAACCAGUGGUUCGUUUUUAUACAUUUUAUAGUUUCUGGCUUCUAACCCUGUGAUACAUAUUUACUCUGACACGUUAUAUAAGCAAAAUAAAUUUCAAAUGAAAAUCUCAGAUCUUUGUUUUUAUUGCAUUUAAAAAAAAUCUAUUCUACAGAUCAAAGAGGUCCUACGGUUCUUGUCUGAUGCUUAUUUUGUAG